Messenger RNA from Physella acuta, 2318 nucleotides. Its product is annotated as serine/threonine-protein kinase Pink1, mitochondrial. Gene Ontology annotation, biological process: positive regulation of mitochondrial fission; protein phosphorylation; autophagy of mitochondrion. Gene Ontology annotation, cellular component: mitochondrion. The record is from RefSeq and is a predicted model, not a curated record. Gene Ontology annotation, molecular function: ATP binding; protein serine/threonine kinase activity. NCBI's taxonomy places the organism in Eukaryota, Metazoa, Mollusca, Gastropoda, Physidae.
AUUGACAAAAUGUCUGCGGGAUGUUAAGCUGCGUACUAGAUCUAGAAAUCGCUGUUGAAUUCAACAAGCAGAAUAGUUCUGCAUUGUCAUGAUAUAUUAACAGUACUGUUGCACCGCAGUCAAAAUGCCGUUAUUCGUUAAAGCAGCAGCUGGAGCACAUAUUCCCUUCUUUAAGGGAUUUGGUUCAGCUCUGAAAAAUUAUGUCAAAGAUGUUUUGCAGACAGCAGUUUUGCGUAAAAAGCCCAAUGUUCAGAGGUUCGAUGUCUCCCGAAUUGAGGCCACAAAAACACGAUUUCUGCAUACUCAUACCAUCAAAAGCAAUUUCACUCCUCGCACUCGCCUUUUUCAUUCUCUAUUUUCGAGAACAACAGCAAACAACACUUACACUAGUGAGCUUCGUAGAAAAUCCGCUUUGAGGCUAUUCACUCAGAAUGGUCGCAAUUUCCGCAAUGUUCCCAUCAUGUCUCUUAUUGGAGUUACACUGGGACUUGAUGUUUCAGGAGUAAUGGAUAAAGUUGCUGAGAAAAUGAUGGCUAACAUGCGGGAUAUGUUUAGAAGCUACUCAUGGCAGACUGAACCUUUGGAGAAAGUACCUAAUUGUUUAGCUGAUCUUGAUAUCAACUUGGAAUCUAUUGCUAAUGGUUGUGAAGGAGCAGUUUACAAAGCAAAAGUCAAAGAUAGUGCAGAUUCUGAGAUAGUAAAAGAAACAUCUGAUGCAGACUUUGAUCUGGCUGUGAAAGCUGUCUUCAACUAUGGAGCUGAGUCUAACUCUCAGAGUAUCCUCAGAGAACUGGAGCGGGAGAUUGUACCCCUACGCUCGUCCACGGCUCACUUUGACAAUGAAGUGUGCCAAAGGGUUAACCGCCUACCCCCUCACCCUAACAUAGUAGACAUGCCAGGUAUUUUCGUGGAUGACAUGUUGGUGACAGAAGAGGGCCUGCAGAAAUUUCCUGCCGCCAUGCCUCAAAAGCUUGACCCUGGCAGGUUUUUUGGAAGGAGCAAAACACUUUAUUUGGUCAUGAGAAGACGCAACACACAUUUGCGAGAUUAUCUGGCCAACAAUGAAGUGGACAUGAGGACGAGGUGCCUGAUGCUAGCCCAGCUGCUUGAAGGAGUAUCCCACUUAAGGAAACAUGGGAUAGCUCACAGAGAUUUGAAGAGUGACAACAUUCUUGUUGAUGUCCCUUCUGAUGGAGGUACACCACGCCUUGAGAUCUGUGACUUUGGUUGUUGUCUAGCUGAAGAAAAUAAAAGUAUGCGGAUACCUUUUCAUACAAGAGAUCUCUACAUGGGGGGUAACUCUUGGCUGAUGGCACCAGAGCUGGUCACAGAAACCCCAGGACCUGGCAAGUUUCUUGACUUUUGUAAAUCAGAUCUCUGGGCAGUUGGUGCCAUUGCAUAUGAAAUUUUUGGAGCUGAGAAUCCAUUUUAUCCCAGUAAAUUAAAUUCCUCUCGGCGUUUAAAAAAUGUUGACUACAAAGAGGAAGAACUACCCCCUUUGCCAGAGGACGUCCCAUUGCCAAUUAAGAAACUAGUGAGAGCAUUGCUGAUAAGGAAUCCUAAGAAGCGUCCAAGUGCAAGUGUGGCAGCAGCCGUAGUUCACAUGGCUAUGAUUGAAUCAACAGACACAACUUGUGGUAGCCAGGUCAGAAAUCUCUGCCAGCCAAUGGUGGCAGAUAAAAUAUUUGGCAAGAGCCGCCCGCCCAGCAAGCUGCAGGUCAAGCUAAACCAGGUUUUGUUUGAGUCUCUCACUCUCUUGUGUCAGCUAACCUUCUCUAAAGAUUCUGAGACCUGGGACAUUGUUUCUGUCAUGAACUUCCUCUUUCUCUCUCAGCUGACUUACGCUGAUUUCAAGGAGGCUCUCAAAUUUUUUUAAACUGUUGAGAUUAAUACAAAUAAUUUGAUCUGAUGAAGAACAAUCAGUUUGACGUAUCUAAUUUAGUUUUAUUUCUUUAGAGGAAUUGUACCAUAAUUAUUUUGAUAGUUAUUAAGUUAUCUGAUUAUCAGUUAAUCUGUAAGCCAUCUUAAUUAAAUUACAUUUUUGAAUAGCAUUAAACAUCUCAUCUAACCCUGGUGUAUCAAUCAGCUCUCUUGUUUCUGAAAAUAUCAGAAUUUUAAAAAAUUGUUUUAUUUACUUCUUUUGAAACCACGUUGACCAUUGCAUUUUAUUGUGAGUAAAUCUGAAAAUCAUUAUGUUGUUCCUUUAAAACCUGUUACUAUGGUUGUGUACAUUCUUAAAAUAAUUUAGUUUUUGAAUACUUUUUAAGUCCGGAUUUUAAGUUUUUAAACAAAUAAUUUUUACUUCAAGUUUAUGUUUU